GAGUUUCCGCGCUUGCGCGUCCAUUCGCGCCUGAGAGCGUCUGUGGGGCCGCGCUCAUUUCGUGGCAACUUCACGUUUCGAGAUAAUUCGUGUGGUUUCAGGGCGUAGUGUUCAGAUCGCGGGGAAUCGUUAGCUCGCUGCUUUCCAGCAAUUUCAACGUGUCGAGUUGUGAACGAGAUCGCGAGAGAGGAAGUGGUGGUUCGCACAAAGGUGAUUGCUCCGGAGGUGGUUCGCGGUCACAGUGGUGACGACACAGUGGAGAUAACGACGGUGUGUCGCGAUACGGCCGCGACACAGCGAAAAGAGCCGAAAAGGUGUAGCGAUUGGAGAGUCGUCCAGCGCAGAUACGAACAAAGAUUUGAAUAAAUAUAAACGGACGAUACGACAUUCCACUAUAAAUAUAAACUCACUUGGAAAAGUAGUCGUGCUAACUACUCAGAUCCGAUCUAGAUGUAUACCGUAGCACUCGACUCUGCGCCACUAGCGGCGAUUUUUUAACUAACUGGUUUGUUCGUAUGUGUGGUGGACGACUGUCCAAUCUCUACACAGGAAUUCGUGUAUACGCGUACAUGCGAUGUUAGCCGCCGCACAAUCGAGCAAGCUCACGCGACGUGUUACAUUAUUUUCCCGGCGCGUCUACGCGCCACUCCGAUGUGAGUGCGAUCUUCGCUCCGUGUUUCGGUAAAUCGUCACGGUAAUCGAAUAAACCAUCGUCGCCGCCGCCGCAGUAGCAGCAGCAGGCACGUCCACGCAUCAUCAUGUUCUGGACGAAUAAUUACGUGUCAUCGCCGCAUAUCGAGGCAUUGCUCAGCAAGGAGGAUGUUACUCUGCACGAGUUGAUGGACGAGGAGGAUAUCCUGCAGGAAUGCAAGAGUCAGAACAAAAAGCUGGUCGAGUAUCUCACGAGGCCAGCUGUCAUGGAAGAGUUAGUGACAUUAACUACUAAAGAACCAUCCAUAGACAUCGAAGAACGUUGGCGUUAUAAAUAUCCUAAUGUUGCCUGCGAGUUGCUCACAUGCGAUGUACCUACACUGAAUGAGAAACUGGCAGGUGAUGAGGCACUUUUGGCCAAAUUAUAUUCUUUCAUAGAUACUGAUCAGCCAUUAAAUCCACUACUUGCAUCAUUUUUCAGUAAAACUCUUGGAGUACUUGUUGCUCGUAAAAGUGACCAGAAUUGGUAUUCCUAUCAGUUCACAUGCUUACAGGUUUUAGAGUUUCUUAAGAGUCGUCAGAAAUGUGUAGAUCUACUGUUACGGCACUUAGAGACUUCUGCUAUUAUGGACUUAGUGCUAAAACUUGUUACUCAGGUGGAAGGCAGUGAUAUGCGUCAAAACAUAUUGAACUGGUUAGAUAGUCAACAUUUAGUGCAGAGACUGGUAAAGCUGUUAGCACCCACUUCAGAGCCAACCAAACACGCUAACGCGGCGCAAUUACUUUGUGAUAUGGUGACGGUGGCGAGGGAGACUCAACGUACAUCCACAGAACGCGCCGAUCCAGAUCCUAUUUUGAAUACUCUAGAAUCAGGAGAAACUGUGAGCCUAUUAUUAGAGACUAUCUUAACUGGAGAAAAACUAGAAAGUAGUAUCGUCGGUGGAAUACAGGUGCUUUUGGUACUUCUAGGACAAAAAGCUAACAAUGUGUUGAACGAGGGAGAUGUUCACGGUAACAGCGAAGAUGUCGCGGAUAACGAGCAACGUAUUAAAAUUUCGGACGCAACCAUACCAUAUCUGGAGCAUCUUCACAAACUUCUUCUAGAUCCACCAUACAAACCUGCAGUGAAGACAACCGUCGGACUUUUAGAAUGUCCAUUGGGAAAUACUCGUUUACAUGUAGCAAAAUUGUUAAUGGCAUUAUUAUCGACGGAGAAUUUAAAGAUCCAUGAAAGUUUAGCGAAUUUGGGAACAUUCCAAACAUUGUUGGAUCUGUUUUUCAAAUAUACGUGGAAUAAUUUUUUACACACACAAGUACAACAGUGCCUGGCCUUAGCUAUUAAUUGCGGACAUCGGGAUACUAAUGAUAUUAUUUAUAGUAAUAUAUUUAUCAAGUGCAAAUUAAUAGACAGAAUUUUAGAAGCCUGGGAUAAGAACGAGAGUAAACAGAACAAAGAAAAUGGCGUUCGGCAGGGGUACAUGGGACAUCUGAUAAAUAUCGCGAACGACAUCGUCACUCAAUGCGAGAAGAGUAAUAUAUUGGACAGUUUCUUGAAGAACAAUUUGUCACCCGAGUGUCUUAGUAAGUGGGAGAAACUUGUGAGUACACAGUUGGUGGAAAUCAAUAAAAUUCAUCAAACUGUAAUGAUGGGUGAUCAGAAUCAAGUGUACCUGAUGAGCUCCGAGGAGAAUCCGGACGAGUACAAUUCUUAUUCGCAAGAGGCGUACAUCCAACAGAUGUACACCAACUAUCAGGGCCAGCAAAUAACACCACCUUUCAUCGAGAAUUUUGGGUUCCACGACGAUGAGUUCAACGACGGCGACGACGCGCUUCAUAAUCCAGUUGACCAAUUAACAACGUUGGCCUUUACUCUCAGUGAAGAAGAUCUCGACAAGCGAGAAGAUAUGUUCAAUAAGCUGUGCCAACAAAAGCAGAAAGCCGGCCUCGAGGAUUGCGGCGGUGGAGUGGAGUGGGGUGACGAGGGCGAGCUGACGUUCCAAACCGUAGUGGAUAAACGGGAUUGGCAUUCGAAGCAACAGCAUCAAGAUUCCAGUUCAUCGGACGAGGACGACGAGGACGCGCGCGAUAUGCACAUGGAAGUCGACACGACUGAUCCUUGGGACACUACCGAGCCGUUGACUUCUAGUACCGCGCUUCCCCCGGUUAAUCCGUGGGACGUGGUUCCGUCGGAGCCGGUGGAGUCUACCGGCUGGGCCAAUUUCGAUAAUUUCGAAAAUUCCUUAAAUAUAGAGAAUACUGCGAGCGAGGAUAAGAAGCCGCGCGACGAUGAACUUAAAGAGAAAGUGUCGGAAACGAUCGCGGACUCGAAGGAGAAGGACACGACGACUAGCGAGAACGUCGAGGACGACAACGAGAAGGAGAGCAAAGACUCGGCGAACACUGAAGUGACUGGAUCAGGUAUGCCGUCCAAUACGGAAACCAACCUCAACAGUAAGAGCGACGAGAACAAGACGAUCCUCGCUGACAAAAACGCUAAUCCCAGCAAACCGCCGGCUACCAGCAGCGACGUCAAGGGCGCGGAGGAGGCCAAGGCCACGACGGCGGAAGACGCGAAGGACGCGGCAGCGGGCGAGAAGCCGCCGCCGGCCGAGCAACAGGACUCAGACGUCCCGAAGAACACACCUGCCGCCACCGACUCCGUGCUAAUGUCGAAAGACGCCAAGUGAAACACCGUUUCCCUCCCAUUCUCCCCCCCACCCACCCUGCCUAUGUUAGACGAGAUAUGGCAAUAGGAAGAGAAAAUCAUAUCAGUAUCGAGUCGUACGAGAACGAUCGGAGCAUAUUACGCCUCUAUUUUCAUUAGACACCACGUGUUGAUUAUGUGCUUUAAAGGGAAGAAAGAAGAAACAAAAAAAAUGGAAAGUGUGUGUUGACGCUGGGCACAGUAUAGUCCCGUUGCAGGGUAUCUCAAAUAAAUACGAAUGCCGAACCUACCAUCGACGCUCAACUACCAUUUAGCGGAUAAUUUGAUGUUUAUUACAUAUACUAUAUAAAUAUAUAGGUACAUCCUGUCCCCUCUCAACCCCACCCCCUUUCCCGGAUGGCCAACGUCUGCAGGUAUUCCCGCGAAAGUGAAGUCCCUCCCGCGUAUAUUUUACGACUGUAUUGUUAAGAGUUUCGUAAAACUGUUAUUUAUACGUAACCGAUGAACUGUUCUCCGUUCAAAAUGGAAGAGAAGAAGGAGGAAAAACAGCGAAAGAACAAAAAGAAAAGGGGACAAAUCGCAACUUCUCAGUUCGCGCCAUACAUGGUCUAUAAACGAGGAGACAGAGAGAGAGAGAGAGA
Molecule: messenger RNA, 3957 nt
Organism: Odontomachus brunneus
Lineage: Eukaryota; Metazoa; Arthropoda; Insecta; Hymenoptera; Formicidae
Gene: fmt
Product: serine/threonine-protein phosphatase 6 regulatory subunit 3-like
Exons: 18
Coding region: 759-3338 (859 amino acids)
Cellular component (GO): cytosol; nucleus
Molecular function (GO): protein phosphatase regulator activity; protein phosphatase binding
Source: RefSeq, a predicted model, not a curated record